Messenger RNA from Medioppia subpectinata, 894 nucleotides. NCBI's taxonomy places the organism in Eukaryota, Metazoa, Arthropoda, Arachnida, Sarcoptiformes, Oppiidae. The record is from the annotation of a GenBank genome assembly.
CAUGUAAUAACUAUAUCGUUGUCCAUUAGAGUGACACCACUGUUGGGUUAUUUACCACAAGAACUGAUGGGCACCUCGUGUUACGACUACUGCCAUCCCGACGACGUGUUGACACUCGCUGAGAGCCAUCGCACGGCGUUGCAUCAAACGGAUCGCACGAAGAACUCAUUGCCGUAUCGGUUCCGCACCAAACUCGGCACUUACCUCUAUCUGACCACUCUAUGGAAGAUAUUCAAGAAUCCGUGGACUCGUGAGUUCGAGUAUAUGGUAGCCGUCAACGAGAAUGUGGCCACACCUGACCCGCCGGCCAAUCAUCACCACCACAACCAUCGCAGUCAUCACCGCUGCCCACCGGCGCCCCAACAGACAAUGCCCGCCACCGUUGCGCGCCAUAAGACCGGUGGUGGCCAUCGGCUGGAAGUGUCCGACAACAGCGCCAGACAUCACAAUCACCACAAACGUCACACACACUCGUCGUCUCAAUCGUCAGAUGAGGGACUCAUCACAUCACAGUCCUCUCCGUCUACUAUCAACUCUAUGUCUUCGUCGGCCACUACCGGAACCGGUGGUCAGUCGUCGGACAAGUCAUCGUCGGAUAUCCCGCGAACGAGUCCUCUGUCGGCCAACUCAUCGAUUGUGAAAAGAUUUAUCGCUAAUCGUAUCAAACACUCAAAGAUCGGCCAACAGAUCGCCGAAGAGGUGUUGGAGGCCCAGCGCAGGGCCGACGAGUUUAGCUCCUCGUCCUCCCAGUCUUCAUCCAAUAGCCCGCCCUCUAGUCUCGACACCGGGAGUAGCGGUGGGGGCGGAGGCGGUGGUGUUGUCCGCAAUAACGGAUCCAUUAGCUCUUCGUCGGCCAUCGGUUCUCUUACGAGCAGCUCUCAGUCGGUAUCGUCG